AGAAGAGCACGUGAUGAAAUUGAUGCCAGUUUUCAAUAAUUAAUUAACUAUAAUUAUGUACGAGUUGCGCUAUAGCCAUUUCAACUUUCAAGCAAGAAAAUCCACAGCAAAACAAGGAAUAAAAUAAAUAAAAAUAAAAGAAAUGGAAGAAAACACAGAGCCGCUAAUUAAGAACAAAAAACGAAAAGACUACGAUGAAAAUUGCGAGGCUUGCAAGGUUCAAAAGUUCAAGGAAUCGAACAAUGGGAUACCCUUUAAGCUUCUGCUUUAUGUCUGGAUUGUCACUCUUUCAGCAGCCUUGCCAAUAUCGUCUCUCUUCCCUUUCCUUUACUUCAUGGUUAGGGACUUCCAUAUUGCAAAAAGGGAGGAAGAUAUAAGUUCGUAUGCCGGUUAUGUGGGAGCUUCAUUCAUGUGUGGCAGAGCUUUCACUUCUCUUCUAUGGGGAUUUAUUUCUGAUAAAUAUGGUCGGAAGCCAGUAAUUAUCUUCGGCACAAUUACAGUAGUUGUUUUCAAUGCACUUUUUGGCCUUAGCGUAAAUUAUUGGAUGGCAAUUUCUACAAGGUUUCUUCUCGGAAGUUUAUGCGGAAUGCUAGGUCCUUUGAGGGCAUAUUCUUCUGAAAUUUGUCGAAGAGAAUACCAAGCUUUAGGGAUGUCGGUAGUGAGUUUCAUCAUCAUUCUUGUUCUUGUUUCCACAUAUUUGAUCAGCACAUCUUGGGGUAUCGGCUUAGUCAUUGGUCCAGCUGUCGGUGGAUUUCUUGCACAGCCUGCAGAGAAGUAUCCCCAUAUAUUUUCCAAAGAAUCUCUAUUUGGGAGGUUUCCAUAUUUUUUACCUUGUUUGGUGAUAUCAGCCUUUGCUUUGGUGGCAUUUUUCUUCUCUUACCGGCUUCCUGAAACUCUUCACAUCCAUCGUGAGGAAAAUGUGAAAUGGUUAGAAGAAAAUACACACGAACCGAUUCACUCCGAGAAAAUCGAACUUCCUGAGCUAGAAUCCUCUGCAUCUCAAAGAAGCCUCUUAAAAAAUUGGCCCUUGAUAUCUUCUAUUAUUGUGUAUUGCAUUUUUCAACUUCACGACAUGGCCUAUAGUGAGAUAUUCUCCUUGUGGGCUGUAAGUCCAAAGAAUCUUGGGGGAUUAAAUUUCACUACAACAAUUGUUGGAGAAGUUCUUGCAAUCACAGGGUUCGGUUUGGUAGUUUUUCAGCUCUUUGUAUAUACUUGGGUGGAGAGCUUGUUGGGGCCUGUUAUGGUUGCUCGUAUUGGAGCUGUCAUUUCAAUACCAUUGCUGUCGAGUUACCCGUUUAUAGCCAGAUUAUCUGGUCCGCUUCUCUUUUUGGCGCUUAAUUCGGCCUCUAUGUUGAAGAAUGUACUCUAUAUAUCCAUCAUGACCGGCUUGUUGGUUCUUCAAAACAGAGCUGUGUCCCAAGAACAAAGAGGAGCUGCAAAUGGCAUAUCUAUGACUGCUAUGUCGGAAAACAUUAUGGUAAAGCAGCAACUGGAAGCACUGCUGCAUGAAAAUACUAUUUUGAAGCGAGCUGUUUCUAUCCAACAUGAGAGACAGAAGGCAGUUGAGGAAAUGGGUCAGGAAUUGCAUCAGCUAAAACAGCUGGUGUCUCAGUACCAGGAGCAAGUCCGAACACUUGAGUUUAAGAACCUUGAAAUCGAUGUAAAAGAGAUGGCUAAUCCGCGAAGAACCUCGUAUUCCUCGAACCAGCUCCCGAUUUCGGACCCGAUCCCACAAUUCCAGUUCCAAACCCAUCAAUCGGCGGCGACCCUGUUGAAUUCCCUCAAGAUUUUCCUCAAAAAGCCUCACGCGUUCCCUUUUCUCCUCUCCAUUUUCCUUCUCCUCACGUGGGUCUCGCUUAGAUUCCAGCACCGUUACUCCAAUCCUGCGUUUCAACGGUCUUCGUACGCUGGGGACGCGAAAAACGGAGGUUUUUUUAAGGAUUCAAAUUCGAAUCUUGUGAAGUUCCCAUCUUUUUCCUCUCUCGUGAUGAGGGACAAGCGCGGCUGGUUGAUUAAUCCCGUUUCACUUGCCUUGGAUUCUGGCAUUCAAGGAGGGGCUUUAUAUUGUGCUUCUAUUCAUGUGGGUGAGAUUCGACCUGGAAGCUUGAGGGGAAAUCAUAGACACCAUACUUGUAACGAGACAUUUGUUAUAUGGGGAGCUAAAACUGUGUUCAGGCUCGAAAACAAAUCACUGGCGAGUGGGUUCUCUGAGAUAACAAUCGGCCCUGAAGAAGUUGCGGUGGCCGCGAGUCCUAGCGGCACUGCACAUGCCUUGAUGAAUAUCGACACGAAAAAGAUCACGUUUUUCUUAGGAUGUCAAGACAGCGUGAUAAAUUACAACGCGUCGACUACUGAUUCUAAUGUAUGGAAAGAUCUUUAGUUACCAAAAUCUUUUAGUUUCCUUUUGUAAGGAGAUGAUUUGUGUGGCUAUUUUUGCCAGGAGGCACAGUUUUUUUUUUUUUU
Striga asiatica is the source of this 2463-nucleotide messenger RNA. Lineage: Eukaryota; Viridiplantae; Streptophyta; Magnoliopsida; Lamiales; Orobanchaceae. The record is from the annotation of a GenBank genome assembly.